AUGCGACUCCCCAAGACAUUCUACAACACAAUCAGUCAUUCACCCAUCCACACGCUGGUGUCCCAGGGGUGUCUGUGGUUGGCCCUCUCCACUGUCGCUACAUGCUUUCUCAGUGGCCUAGUGGUAGAGUGUCGUGUUCACAGACUUCUGAGGAAGGGGAACUACGCUGAGCGCGUUGGUGCUGGAGCUCCCGUUUAUCUGGCUGCUGUUCUGGAGUAUCUCACUGCUGAGAUUCUGGAGCUGGCCGGAAACGCUGCUCGCGAUAACAAGAAGACCAGGAUCAUUCCCCGACACCUUCAACUGGCUGUCCGUAAUGACGAGGAGCUAAACAAACUGUUGGGCGGUGUGACGAUCGCUCAAGGCGGCGUGCUGCCCAACAUCCAGGCCGUUCUUCUGCCCAAAAAGACCGAGAAACCCGCCAAGACCAAGUAAAAGUCCUGCAAUA
Molecule: messenger RNA, 445 nt
Organism: Nothobranchius furzeri (turquoise killifish)
Lineage: Eukaryota; Metazoa; Chordata; Actinopteri; Cyprinodontiformes; Nothobranchiidae
Product: histone H2A-like
Biological process (GO): heterochromatin formation
Cellular component (GO): nucleosome; chromatin
Molecular function (GO): DNA binding; structural constituent of chromatin; protein heterodimerization activity
Source: RefSeq, a predicted model, not a curated record